Bactrocera neohumeralis is the source of this 2939-nucleotide messenger RNA. RefSeq lists its product as uncharacterized. Lineage: Eukaryota; Metazoa; Arthropoda; Insecta; Diptera; Tephritidae. Bases 1 to 2535 code for a protein of 844 amino acids. The transcript has a single exon. The record is from RefSeq and is a predicted model, not a curated record.
AUGUGGCAGGAGAUGAAACGGCGGUUUGAUAAUCCACGUUUGUUACUGGAAUCUCACGUGCGGCGUAUACUGAAUUUGCCCAACCAACCCACCGAAUCCCAGAAGGGCUUGCUUCGACUAGUUGACACCGUCCAAAAUGUGAUGCGAGCUUUAAGCGUUAUGGGUCUUCCGGUAAAUCAUUGGGACGCCCUCUUGGUGCCACUUUUGCUACCUAAAUUGCCCAAAAUCACCAGGUAUGAGUGGGGGAUGAGCCUUCAGACGAACAACAUACCAAUGUCUCAGGAUUUUUUGACAUUUAUUGAGAAGCGUGCCAACAAUUUGCCUCAAGGAGCUACGAACAGUACAUCAACUCUUCAUCAGAGACCAACCCGUCCCGUUAAGGCUAACGUUGCAACGGUAAACUCAUCUCAGCCGUUACAUUCAGUGAAAGGGGUUACGGUUUUUUGCCAACUUUGCGCUAACGGACACCGAAUACACAAGUGUCAACGGUUCGUUAAUCUUUCCAUACCGGAACGGUGGGAUACAGUUAAGCGGCUUUCAUUAUGUUUUAACUGCCUUGGAAGUGAUCAUGGAUCUCGUGAUUGUACAUCGCGGGAUUGCUUAAAGUGUCAUCAUCGUCAUCAUACGAUGCUCUGUAAAAGCAACGUUGCGAAUAAUUCACCGGCUACGGAGGAAGACACCAACACUCACAUAAUCGAUCGGAAUAUAUCCGUGGACACACCUUCAACACAGGUGCCACAGGUAUACCCACGACAGCAGUCACUUUUGAGGAAGGUCCGGUCAUUUCUCAUUAAUGGAGACCGGACCAUUUUACUAGCGACUGCGAAGGUCAUCCUGACUGAUCACAAUGGAGGACAAUUCGCGUAUCGUGCUCUCUGCGACCUGGGCUCUCAGGUGAGUCUGAUUACCGAUGCUACUACAAAACGUAUGUGUCUUCGUAGACGUCCAGGGGAGAUACGAAUUGAAGGAGUUGGUUCUAGCGCUGCAGUCUACAGUAAGGGUCAUAUAACAGUACAGAUGCAGGCUGCCUUUGACAACAACAUUAACUUCAAACUCGAGGCUUAUGUCGUCCCGACAAUAACCUCAGUAACGCCAGAUACGCAUAUAGACGCAGAAGCUUGGAGCCAUUUAAAAGAUUUACCACUAGCUGACCCAACGUUUGCCACUCCAAGUCCGGUGGAUCUGCUAGUUGGUGCUGACGUACUAACGGGUCUCUUUCAGGAGGGUUUCAUCCAGGGUUCUCCAGAGCAACUUUGCGCUUUAAACACUCGUCUUGGUUGGGUAGUAUUUGGACCAGUCACAAGUUCUGCUCACUCCACUUUACACACAUCUCUUACUGCGAAAUGCGUCAACGAACAACGACUAGACACGUUACUUAGAAGCUUCUGGGAACUCGAAGAGCCCAUACCAUCAUCCGAAAUACACGUGGAUGACUGUGAGACGAUCUUCAACGACACAGUUACCCGUACCACAGACGGCAGGUACCAGGUGCAAAUUCUAUUUCGACCAGAUGCUCCUGCUAUUGGAGAAUCUCAUCAAUCGGCAGUCCGCCAGUUUCUACAACUCGAGCGGCGGUUGAUGAACGAUCCCUGUCUUCGUGAGCAGUACAUUACAUUUAUGCGCGAAUACAUUGCUCUCGAUCACAUGGAGGUUAGCAAGCAAGCUUUCACCAAUAAAGGAAAUGGUUACUUCAUACCUCAUCAUGCGGUAACCACAAAAUUUCGCGUAGUUUUCAACGUUUCCGCGAAGAUAUCGAAUGGGACAUCCUUAAACGAUACUCAGUUUUCUGGACCACAACUACAUGCCAAUAUUGUCGACAUCCUUCACCGUUUUCGCAAAUGCAAGGUAGCCAUCACUGCAGACAUACAGAAGAUGUUUCGACAAAUCCUGGUAGACAGACGACAUCGUAAAUGGCAACAAAUACUUUGGCGUGAAUUGCCAAAUGAACCUCUUCAAGUGUACGAAUUGAAGACGGUAACUUAUGGAAUGGCUUGUAGUCCAUUCAACGCAAUACGCGCACUGCGUCAAUGUGCGAAUGACAAUUAUGAAGUCAUCUAUGACCCAAGCCGGGCUGCCGCAGCGCGUCAUAGCAUACUUAAUAAUUUCUACGUUGAUGACUUUUUGGAUAGCGUCGACAGUGAUGAACUUUCUAUUACCCGUGCUCAAGAUGUAGCGACUAUUUUGAAACAAGGACAAUUAAUAUUGGGAAAGUGGAAUUCCAAUUUUACACACGUAUUAUCUGCGAUAACCGGUACAACACUUUCUGCAUUCGAACUAGAGUUGAACAACUCAACAACAAAGGUAUUGGGUCUUUACUGGGAUCCAGUUAGCGACGAGCUCUUCUUCAAGGUAGGCUUAGUUGACGACACUUCAAUGCAUACCAAGCGAAAGGUUUUGAGUGACGUGGCGAAAUUAUAUGAUCCAACUGGGGUAUUGGCACCCGUGGUCGUGGUGGCCAAACUAUUCAUACAGGACUUAUGGAAGGCUGGUCUCCCAUGGGACGCUGAACUUCCUCCAGAACUACUCAGUUCAUGAGUCUUAUUCCGCAACAGUUUGCAAGAUAUUACACGACUUCGUAUUCCUCGUUGGCUAGGUAUACGAGUGGGCUCUUUGGUGCAUUUACACGGCUUUUGCGAUGCUAGUCGUAAAGCGUAUGCAGCAGUCAUAUAUGUUCAAACGAUCGAUAAAGGUGGUACAUCACGCACAGCUCUUGUUUCAGCGAAGACGAAGAUAGCACCAAUUAAGGAUGUGACGAUGCCACGCUGUCGAACUGUGUACGUCAAGCCUUUGGCCUACAGGACGCCCCAUGUACAUAUUGGAGUGAUUCCACUAUUGUUUUAUGCUGGAUACGCAAACCACCAUCCACGUUCAAACAAUAUGUAUCCAAUCGGGUAGCUUACAUCCAAGCCAAUUCAGACAUUAACGCUUGGAAGCACAUU